CCACCCCCCUUGGAGAAAUGUCUUUUGGUGCUUUGGCCGCUUGGAAGCAUGAAGCGGUGGCCUCGCCCAAGGAACAAUUCCCUUCAGAGAAGAGCAAGUAGUCAUAAGCGGGCAGUAGCCAGCAGUGCACCCUGCUUGUUUCAGUUUAAACCAUGUCGAAAUCCUUGAAAAAGAUUGUGGAAGAAAGUAGAGAAAAAAAUAUAUUGGAAGUGGACAUGUGUGAGCGUGGUAUAUCAAACAUGUUGGAUAUACCUGGAUUAUUCAGUCUGUCUCAUAUCACACAGCUGGUUCUCAGUCACAACAAGCUCACUUCUGUGCCUGCAAAUAUUGCAGAUUUGAGGAAUUUAGAAGUACUCAAUUUUUUCAACAAUCAGAUUGAGGACCUGCCAACUCAGAUCAGCAGCCUUCAAAAGCUGAAACACUUAAAUCUUGGGAUGAAUAGGCUCAACACUUUGCCCCGAGGAUUUGGCUCUUUACCAGCUCUGGAAGUUCUUGAUUUGACUUACAAUAAUUUAAAUGAAAAGUCCCUGCCUGGAAACUUCUUCUAUCUAACCACCCUGCGUGCACUCUAUCUAAGUGACAACGAUUUUGAAACCCUGCCAUCAGAUAUUGGGAAGCUCACAAAGUUGCAGAUACUUAGCUUUAGGGAUAAUGACUUGAUAUCGCUCCCAAAAGAAAUUGGGGAACUCACACAACUUAAAGAACUUCAUAUCCAAGGAAACCGUCUUACAGUAUUGCCUCCAGAACUAGGAAACUUGGAUUUGACAGGUCAAAAGCAAGUCUUCAAAGCAGAAAAUAAUCCAUGGGUAACUCCUAUUGCAGAUCAAUUCCAACUGGGUGUUUCUCAUGUGUUUGAAUAUAUUCGUUCAGAAACAUACAAAUACCUUUAUGGAAGACACAUGCAGGCAAACCCUGAACCUCCAAAAAAGAACAACGACAAGUCCAAAAAGAUCAGCCGUAAACCUCUAGCAGCUAAGAAUAAAUAAAGUAUCAGCAUAUGCCUUCCUUCUUACAUUCUGUCUUUUGCAUGUGCCUAAAUUUUUAUGUUUUUAUCAUAGGAAACUCUUGUUUUAUAAAGGAAAAGAAAUAAAUACCUCUAUAUCCAUAGGAACCAGAAAAGUGAAAAUUGUCUAAGAUAGUUAAUCCAUUGUUAGAAUUAUUAACCACCUAUUGCUUAAGUUUUACAGACAUUUUAUUCACCAAAAACAACUUAAUCUAUUCUAAAUACAUAUGCAAAAUGCUUCUUUUAAAAAAUAACUAAUUCCCACAGUUGGCUACAUUUUAUUACACCAUGUAUCAUUCAUAUUUUGUUAUCUGUUAUUAAUAAAUACAGCU
Messenger RNA from Pseudonaja textilis, 1335 nucleotides. It is a transcript of the gene RSU1, whose product is annotated as Ras suppressor protein 1. NCBI's taxonomy places the organism in Eukaryota, Metazoa, Chordata, Lepidosauria, Squamata, Elapidae. Gene Ontology annotation, molecular function: protein binding. The record is from RefSeq and is a predicted model, not a curated record. Gene Ontology annotation, cellular component: cytoplasm.